AUGGACGACAUCGUCUCCUCUCCGCCCGAGACCAACAUUCGGAAACGUUGUGCACCUGAGGAGGAGCAUCAAGACGGUGAUAAGCCACUCAAUCUGAAAGGAAACCAGUUCAUCAUGCCCACACCACCCGACACUGAGGAGUCUAGUAAUGCAAGUCCGGACGCCAGUAACAACAACGACGACAUGGGACGUGCCGCGUCGCCAGCUUCCAGUAGCAUUCUCAGCAGUGCUGCGGAAGUCACAAUCAGCAACAAUGGCGCUGAUUCCAACCCAAUGGCCGGACCUGCGAACACAGCGGCUCCCCAAUCUACAUCUGGACCACCUCCUACAAAGCGACGAAAAUUGACACCAUCGGAGAAAGUGGAAGCAGCGCGGCUCAAGGACACCAAAGCACGCGAGACGGCCGAGAAGAAGGCGCUUAAGGAGGCAGAAAAAGCACGCAAAGAGGAAGAGAAGGCCAAACAGCAGAUCAUCAGGGACGAGAAUAAACGCUUGAACGAUGAAAAGAAGCGGCAGAAGGCCGAGGAAGCGGAAGCCAAGAAACGGGAGAAGGAACUCGCGAAACAGCGCGAGGCUCAUGAGAAACUUGAAAAGGAGCGAAAGCAGAUGAGACUCGGCAAUUUCUUCCAAACVCCCGCCACUCCAGCGAGACAAGACGGCGAUGGCAAUGAGAGCCAACCAGGCACUGCUAGGCGCAAGUCUUUGUCUCUCGAGCCGUACGACGCGGUAGCGGAGAGGAUCAAAAUCUCAGCAUCUCCAGCACGAGGCACCCCACCGCCCGAAAAGAAGCCUGUUGUGAGCAAACGGGCUGGACUUUCCGACUAUCAACGCACCUUUCUCCCUUUCAUGCUUCCCACAAAUAGCACUCUUGCACCACUCCCCCAACAGUCGAGCGCUACAUCGGACCUUUUCGACCACGAGCUGGACGAUCCAUCUCURCGAGAGAAGUUUGAUCUGGGGAUUGCGGACUCCUACGCGGAACUUGCUCAUUACUUUGCCGUCGAGCCCGGCACAACACGUGGCGAACCUGUCCGUAGUAUCAAGGAGAUAGUGGGACUAAUCGAUGGAACUGUGAAGCAGCCCAUUGACUUGACGGGAAUGCACGCCGGAGACAAUGCGCUGGACCAUCUACGCAAAGCAUCAAUACGGCACAUCGAAUUUCAACAGGACGUGCGACCCGCAUACUUUGGCACAUAUACCAAGAUCAGCUCGCCGCGCAAACUCCACCGGGUCCGGCGAAAUCCGUUUAUACGUGCACGACCCGAUACAGACUAUGACAACGAUUCGGAGGCAGAGUGGGAGGAGCCAGAGGAGGGCGACGAAGAAAUCAUGUCAGAGGCCGAAGACGAGGCAGACAGUCAAGGCGAUGCCAACGAGAUUGACGACUUCCUUGACGACGAGGAAGACAACGCAAAGAGCAAGCGUAGAGUUGCCACUGGAGAACUCGUCCCCGAGACCACCGGCUUGUGCUGGGAAAAUGAAGCACACCAUCUCUAUGUCGUGGAGAGUAUCGAAACCAACAAACAGCCACCCGUAAUGCAUGGGAUGCGGAUUGGUAUGAUGCUUCCAGGUCUCACCGAGAUGACCAUCGACCCCUUUUCAGACGCGUACUGGCAAAGCACUGCUAUGCAACCCCCGGGAGGAUCAAUGCCACCCCCUAGAGCACCACUCCAGCCGCGCUUGAAUGUUCCAGAGACCGGUCUCGUCGGAGCGACUGAGGGUCAUCGCGGACCCAUCACCACCGUCGCGGCGUCUCAGAAUCAGGGCGCUAAGCGCGGACCUAAGCCUGCACCGCGGACGUUGAGCAAGGAGGAUCUUGCGGAGUUCAAGGAGGCUGUUAUUGACAGUCCUCUUGGCAAACUGGAGCUCCAGAAAGGACUGAAGGCCAGAUUUCCGAAGCUCACACACGACGCCAUCAAAGAGACCUUGGGCACGCAAUUCGCCCAGACAGGCCUGACCAAGGCCGACAAGAAGUGGGUCUACGUCGGUGAAUCAUGA
Ramularia collo-cygni is the source of this 1998-nucleotide messenger RNA. RefSeq lists its product as uncharacterized. Lineage: Eukaryota; Fungi; Ascomycota; Dothideomycetes; Mycosphaerellales; Mycosphaerellaceae. The record is from RefSeq and is a predicted model, not a curated record. The transcript has 4 exons. Gene Ontology annotation, biological process: nucleosome assembly. Gene Ontology annotation, cellular component: nucleus; CAF-1 complex. Bases 1 to 1998 code for a protein of 665 amino acids.